This is a messenger RNA of Trichoderma harzianum CBS 226.95, 162 nucleotides long. RefSeq lists its product as hypothetical. The transcript has a single exon. The annotation marks the transcript as partial. NCBI's taxonomy places the organism in Eukaryota, Fungi, Ascomycota, Sordariomycetes, Hypocreales, Hypocreaceae. The record is from RefSeq and is a predicted model, not a curated record.
AUCUUAUUUAAUUAUAUUAUUAAGCUGCUACUAUUAAAGGAGCCUAUAAUAAAUAUAGUAUAUAAUAGUAUCUUCGUUAUUAUUAAUAAAUUAAUAAAACAAGGAAUCUUUAUUUUAUAUAAGGAAGGUAGUAUAGCAGAAGAAUUAGGCUAUAUAAUAUAA